AUGGGGCUGCCCCGCGCAGCACGCGCGCACGCGCUGCCGCCGCUCGCUCACACGCCGCCCAACGCCAGUGCGCUAGUUCGCAGUGCGGCCGCACACGCUAUGGACAGGCACGGCUUGUUGGGCUGCAGUCUCCAGCACGGUGUGGAAGCUCCAGAAGCCCUGCCGCCGCGCACGCUCUUCUGGCACGUGAGCAACGCCGACGAGGUCGUGAUGCGCCAGGCUGAUCAGAUCGAGCGCUCCGACGCCUUCCGCGCGGGGAUGAGGGUCAAGUUUGUCGCAUCAGAUGGCUGCGUCCGGCCGCAGGGCGAGAGCGUCAGCGAGGGCGCGCUGGCGAUGCUGGAGCGGCGAGGCGGCUUCGAGCGGGCGCGCCGACCCCGGGGGUUGCAGUGCCGCCAGGGCUACCGCGAGUACUUUGAGCUGCCCACCCUCCUGCUGCUGCACGAGCACUGCAGCCUCAAGCCGGGACGUGAGCUGGUCGCUUAUGCGCACACAAAGACCAACGGCGACACGUGGUGCCACUUCUCGGGCAACUUUUGGUGGGCGCGGUGCGACCACGUGCGCACGCUCAACCCGCCAUUCUCGGAGGAGCUGCUCUCGGAGGGCGAGGCGGCCGAUCGCACCGCCCUUCCCGCUGGAAACGGCCGGAGGUGGCACGGCUCGUGGCGCGACAUCCGCCCGUACGGCCGCUACUUCGCCGAGUGGUGGCUGCUCAACGACAAGACGCGGCCGCGCGACAGCUUCUACGGCGGCGCCGUCGAAGAGCGCAUGGGCAAUGCGACGCGCUCGCUCGCCACGUGGCGCGCCCACAUUUGGAGGCAGGCGCACCUGCUGCAGAAUGACGCGCGGCGCACUCCUGCGUUUGCGGCCGAGGUGGCGGCGCGUCGUGACAUCGCACUGACGCCGCUCGCCCGCCGACUGGUCCGGGAGGACCCCGGGCUUCUCCGGUGGCCGCGCCAGUGCGGGGUGCACCUGCCCCCCGACUGCCCCCUCGCGCUAGUCGCACGCUGCAACGAUGAUGUCCCCGGCGCCCUGCAGCAGCACGAUCUUGGUGUGAGGGAUCUUCAGUCCUUCCCAAACAGAACCUACCGUCACAUGCCCGUGGGACACAGUGUUUCUGUUUGGCGGGAGUACUCAGACACGGGCCACUGA
Emiliania huxleyi CCMP1516 is the source of this 1149-nucleotide messenger RNA. RefSeq lists its product as hypothetical. NCBI's taxonomy places the organism in Eukaryota, Haptophyta, Isochrysidales, Noelaerhabdaceae. The transcript is spliced from 3 exons. The coding region runs from base 1 to 1149 and encodes 382 amino acids. The record is from RefSeq and is a predicted model, not a curated record.